Cucumis sativus (cucumber) is the source of this 2860-nucleotide messenger RNA. Its product is annotated as salutaridinol 7-O-acetyltransferase. The transcript has a single exon. Lineage: Eukaryota; Viridiplantae; Streptophyta; Magnoliopsida; Cucurbitales; Cucurbitaceae. The record is from RefSeq and is a predicted model, not a curated record. The coding region runs from base 1286 to 2608 and encodes 440 amino acids.
UUAAUUUGGCAUAUACGAACGAAAAUCGUAAUUUAUCUACCCUCAUUACCUUCAUACAUUUCCUCUAUUUCUUUUCUACUACAAUAUGUGACAACCUAACAUUUUUUAGCAUUUCUCCUUCUCAAACUAUGUUGAAAUACGAUAAAAAAGCUUAAACUCACAACGAAAAUACAUGAUGGCCAAAUUCAAAGGAAAAUAUAGUCAGUAACCCUUAACUUCACUAAAUAUAAAUAUUUUUCUUGAAACCUACCUUCUUCAAAAUACAAACAUUUUCUUUUUUGUAUUAUUGAGUAACGAUCAAUUGCAUGUUUAGUACAAUAUGAAGUGAGGGGAUUCACAUUCACUUUAUCAUUAUUUAAAUACAAGAAAAAUGAGUACAAACAAUAUUGACUAGAGUUGGGUGAGAGAGGAUUUAAACAAUCGCAUACCAUGAUACCAAAUUAAAAAACUGAAAAAUCAAACUAAGACUAACGAACUUCUAGUAUAAAGUUGAUUAUCUUGAUUUGUAUUUGAAAAAAUGUAUUGGUUUGAAUUGAUUUUUUAUUAAAAAAAUCAAUCAAAAUCAAACCGAACCAAUUGUUAGAAACUAACUUUUGAGUCUCAAUUAGGUACCUUUUUAUGAGUCGUGUAUAUUUGUAAAACCAAUUAUUAUAUAGAGUCAAUAAGAAAAAAAAAACAAAAAUGUUAUGUUUUAAUUCAUUCAUAUAUAUAUAUAUAUAUUAAAGUAUAAACAGAGCUAACUUUGAUUUAAAAUUAAAUGAGGCAUUUACAAAAUGUUCAUUAAGUCUUAUUUUUGCUUCAAAAAGAAAACAAGCCAAAAUUGCCAACACACAACUAAUAACAAUUAUAUAUAUUAUUCUUCAAUGCCAAACUUUUAGGUUGUUCUUAAUUAACCUACCACCUUAACUAAUCAACAUUUUAUAACUUUAUAAACAAUUAAUAUAUUUAUUAUCAUCUUCUUGAAUAAUAUAUAUUUAGAAAUUGUUUCUGAAAAAGUAAACCUUCCAUUAUUCCCUUUAAUAACAUAAUGUAAUCACCAUUCAAAAUGAAUUAGCCGUUGAAGAAAUUAAUUAAUUGAAAGAAUGAAAAUGGGAUUAGUCUAAAUAAAAUGUCAUCAUCAUAUAUCAUUAUUCAAAUGGUUGUGAUUUUCAAAAGAAGCAAAAAGUAAACGGUAGACUUUUCAAAUUUAGAAACUAUUUCAUCUUCAAAAUAUAGAUUCUCUUUUUAUCUUUGGCAUUUCAUUUGAAAAAUAUGUGAGAAUUUGUUUAUCCAUAGACAGAAAAAUAUGGAGGUGACAUUUUUGUCCAGAGAUACUAUCAAGCCUUCUUCUCCAACUCCCCUAACCUUUGAAUCUUUUCAUCUUUUGUGUAUCGAGGAAACGUCUCCUUUGGUUUAUACUCCUCUUUUUCUUUUCUAUCCGAGGAUUAGUAAUGAUGAUGAUUCAGGAGAGUAUAAUCCAGAAAUUGAUACACUAAAAAACUCUCUAUCUGAAAGUAUAAAUCGUUUCCUGUUUCUUGAAGGAGAAAUCGUUGGUGAAUCCAUUCGUUGCAACUAUGAAGAGAUCAUCUUUGUCAAAGCAAAAGUUACUGGUAAGAUAUCUGAAAUCUUCGUGGGAUCAAAUAACGAUACUUCUUUAAUGAAACUCGUCAUGUAUUCUACGUUCAACACUGACCCAGAUGAUAAAUAUGCUCUAAUUGGUGUACAAGCCAACAUUGUGGAGUGUGGUGGUGUUGUGAUAUCUCUUUGUUUGUUACACGAAGUUAUCGAUCCAACAACUCUAAGUCAUUUUCUUAGAUCGUGGUUCGAUAUUAAUACGUCGUCUUUCAAUUGUCUUCCUAGUAUGGCCUGUUCUGACUUCGGACCACUCUUUCCACUCUUCGAUCCACAACAAAAACAAGUCUUGCUUUCCUCCAACAAUAAUUCUCAACAAAAAGCUUCUUUCCAAAGCCUUGUGUUCAAAGACGAUGAAAUCCCAAUUCUCAAAGAUAGAGCAAAAUCCAGUGAUGUCCAAAAUCCAACAUGUGUGGAAGUGCUUUUAGGGUCCCUUUGGAAAUGUAUAUUGGAAGUUGUAUUAUUGCAAAGUACAACAAAUUCUGAUCGGCCAUCAAUUUUGACACAUGCAAUUAUAAACUUGAACACCAAAAUGCUAUCUUCUAAUUCAUUGCCAAGAUCAUUCUCAGUGGGGAAUUUUUGGUGGAUUGAGGUAGCUGAUCAUUAUGUAGAAAAUGAGAAAACCCAAAUGGAGCUAAGUAAUUUGGUGAGAUUUUUAAGAGAGUCAUUUCAAGAAAUGAAUGGUGAUAGUUAUUCUUGGUUAAAAAGUUUGGUGGGAAAUCAAGGAGAUAGAGUUAUCUCCAAGUUGUUAUCAGCUGAAAUAAUCCCAAAAUUGUACAUAUGCACAAAUUGGGAAAACAUAGAUCAAUUGAAUGAGUUUGGAUGGGGAAAUACCAUAUGGAUCGAAUCGGAUACAACGUCAAAGAACAUUGGUAUUUUGUUGCGCACCAUAAGAGAUAAUGAAAUAGAGAUAUGGAUGGUACUUGAUGAGGAAGAAAUAGAACUUUUAGUACAAAAUGAAGAAUUUUGUGGUUUUGUGAAUCUAACUUUCCCUUAGAAAUUAAAUUACUAAACAUUGAAAAGUAAAAAAAUUCUUUGUUUUGUUUCGAUGAUAAUAUUGAUGAAACACAUUAUUGAUUUAGGCUAGCAAUGUAUAUUCCCAUAUGUAUAUACGUAUUCACAAUUAUUAUCUUCUAACAUUUGUGUUAUUGAGCAAUAAUUGAUUUAUUAAUGAUAUGUUCUCAAAUACCCAUGUAUCAUAUAUAAUAUACCUCAAACCAUCAAUAACACUUGGAGUAUUAUUUUAAUA